Molecule: messenger RNA, 2353 nt
Organism: Patiria miniata (bat star)
Lineage: Eukaryota; Metazoa; Echinodermata; Asteroidea; Valvatida; Asterinidae
Product: serine/threonine-protein kinase 38-like
Exons: 11
Coding region: 490-1926 (478 amino acids)
Biological process (GO): peptidyl-serine phosphorylation; intracellular signal transduction
Molecular function (GO): ATP binding; protein serine/threonine kinase activity
Source: RefSeq, a predicted model, not a curated record
CUGUUGAAUCGGGCUGAUGUCAGACAGGUAACUGCGAUCUUCUAUAUCAACAAGAAUCACGCCAUACCCCACAAAAGACCGAAUAAUGAGUGGGUCGAAUCUGCUCAGAAUAUAACAACAAAGCCCUUAUCUCUGAGCGUCAUUCAUGAUUUGAUUACAUGGGACUGUAGUAAUCUAUUUUGGGUAUUGCAGUCGCCAAGUCCAAGGCUGACGAUUUGUAUUUUUUUUGCGGAUCAGUGUUGAUGACUUGAUGAGCGAGUGUUGAGCCGAACUUGUGUAACUUUUCUGUCAUUCACUUCAAGACAACGUCGUCAGCAUGAGCAGUAACUGAAUCUGAAAUAGUCAGGACUCGUGUGGUUUUGGUUAUGUAGCUUUGGAAGCGUUUCAGAAAAAAAAGUCAUCUGAACGGAUGAUUUUCUCUCUGACAUUGCAUAAAGCACAACCCCCAUCAUCGUAGCUUCAUGUGUACGUCUGCGCUCCGCUGAUGUGAUGAUCACUUCCAGCAACAUGGCGACGACCCCGGGCGGGGUACGCUUCUCGCCCCACACCUACGACAAGGUCACCAAGGCCAAGGUCACGCUAGAGAACUUCUACCACAACCUGUGGUUCCAGAAAGAGGAACGACUUAACAGACAAAAGAAGUUGGAGGAAUCAAUCUCAGGGCUUUCAGAAGAAGAGAAACGGGAGAAGCGAAACCAGCAUGCGCUGAAGGAAACCGAGUUCCUUCGCCUCAAGAGGUCGCGGCUCGGGGUCGACGACUUUGACUCCAUCAAGGUCAUAGGUCGCGGGGCCUUCGGCGAGGUGCGGCUGGUCCAGAAGAAGGACACGGGUCACAUCUACGCCAUGAAGAUUCUCCGCAAGGCCGACAUGCACGAGAAGGAGCAGGUUGCACACGUGAGGGCAGAGAGGGACAUACUAGUAGAAGCAGACAACCCCUGGGUGGUCAAGAUGUAUUACUCCUUCCAGGACCCUCACAAUCUCUACUUAAUCAUGGAGUUUCUGCCAGGAGGGGAUAUGAUGACGCUACUUAUGAACAAGGAAACCCUCUCGGAGGAAGCCACUCAGUUCUACGUAGCCGAAACGGUCCUUGCCAUUCAUUCCAUCCACAAAUUGGGCUUCAUCCAUCGCGACAUCAAGCCUGAUAACUUAUUACUGGACCCCAAGGGUCACAUUAAACUGUCAGAUUUUGGUCUCUGCACUGGCCUUAAGAAGGCUCAUCGGACCGACUUCUACAGAGAUCUAUCCAGAGCACAUCCCAGGGACUUCUCGAGCAUCAAACCCAUGGAUUCCAAAGACUCCAAACGGAAGAUGGAAAGCUGGAAGAAAAACAGAAGAGCCUUGGCGUAUUCUACCGUGGGCACGCCGGACUACAUCGCACCAGAGGUCUUCGUCCAAACUGGCUACACCCACGUCUGCGAUUGGUGGUCACUAGGUGUCAUCAUGUACGAGAUGCUGAUUGGCUAUCCGCCGUUCUGCUCCGAGACCCCCCAGGAGACCUACCGUAAGGUCAUGACCUGGAGAGAGACGCUGCAGUUUCCCGAGGAGGUGCCGAUAUCGACCGAAUCAAGGGAUAUGAUUCAGAGGUUCUGCUGUGACAGCGAGCAUCGAAUCGGGCGCAACGAUGUGGAGGAGAUCAAGGCGCAUCCAUUCUUCAAAGGGGUGGACUGGGAGCACAUCCGGGAGCGGCCGGCAGCCAUCCCCAUCAACGUCAAGAGCUUCGACGACACGUCCAAUUUUGACGAGUUUCCCGACAUUGAGCUCAAACCGAUUGCACCUCCUCCCCAGGAAGGCGAAGAAAACUACAAAGACUGGGUUUUCAUCAACUACACCUUCAAGCGUUUUGAGGGCCUGACCCAGAGGGGGGUGCCUCAGAGAAUUCCAGCCCACGUGAUCACGAGGCAACUCAUCCAGGACAAAGGGAUGUAGGCUUGACCGUGGGGGUCAUAAAAUCUAACCUAUGUUGUCCCCUUUCAACAGGUUUUAAACUGCAGUGACUUGGGCAAUGUGUGUAACCUCUUAACCCCUUAAAGGGAAUAUACAACAUUUGCAAACAUCCAAAAACAAAACUACCAAAUUAUUAUGAAAUACUUUGUUGGACUGUUAGUGAAUGACAGUCUAAAGCAUCCUGUAAAAGGAUGGCACCUGUGUGCUGACAUGUUCAAGAAAGGUGGUAUUUUUGUAUCAACUUCCUGACUUUUUUCCAACUACUACCCCCAAUGUACCAAAUGUAUUCAGUCCACAAAGUUGUUUGCAAUUGGUUACACGUCCGUGAACGGGUGCAAGCCAGCUAGGACUGGUUCCCCGACCUUACAAUUCUUUAAAACUGCUCUGUUUCAUCUUAAGUGGAGUCUGG